GGCGGGCAAGACGAUGGAGUGGAGAUGGAGGUCGUGCGGUCGGUGGUGAGGUUCGAGGAAGAAAGCUGCAGGACGGAUUAUGCCGGCGCCUUCGCCAAGCAACCACCCCAGCUUCAUCCCAUUGCAUCGACAUCACCAGCGUUCCCACCCGCCACGCCGACGACACAACUACCAUGUCUGCCCUACCGAGGACAAUUGCAUCGCGACUGCUCGCCCCCGCCCUGCGGCCCUCCGCGACGAGGGCCAUCGCCCCCUCCUUCCGCGCCUAUGCGACCAACGAGCCCACUCCCCACGGCCACAAGACGAGCUCCGAAGACGCGCCCGCCGUCAAGCUCACGAGCGAGUCAACUCAGAUCCGCGAGGAAAACGCCGCCGAGGGAAUGAGGCACCAGCCAGACUACAAUGUCGCCAUCGACUACCGGACUUCCAACUUUUCCCCGGUUCCCAAGCGUGUCAUGGACGGCAGCGAGCCCGGUGACAGUGUUGCCGCAGCCGUUCUUUCUGGUGCCCCAACCGAUCUCCAGGCGCGUACUGUUCGCAUCUACAAGCCCUCCAAGACAGCCACACAAUCCGGCGACUGGAACGCCUCGCACUGGCUGAUGGACUGGGACGUUCUUCCCAAGGGUCACCGAUGGGAGAACCCCCUCAUGGGCUGGCAGUCGUCUGCCGACUUUAUGAACGGCCACCGGAUACAGUUCAAGUCCAAGGAGGAUGCCAUCAAAUUCGCUAACAAGCAAGGCUACGAGUACUUUGUCCAGGAACCCAACAAGCGGAAGACUGCCCCCAAGGCAUAUGCCAACUUGUUCACUCACAGCCCAAAGAAGCUCAAGAUCAUAACGACCAAGUAAGAGUUGGAUUUGGUUAGGCGCGAAAUAGCAUGUGUACGUACUGCAUUGAAUUACAUUUUCAAGACAUUUUCCUCCUGAAUGU
Alternaria rosae is the source of this 930-nucleotide messenger RNA. Its product is annotated as ETC complex I subunit conserved region-domain-containing protein. NCBI's taxonomy places the organism in Eukaryota, Fungi, Ascomycota, Dothideomycetes, Pleosporales, Pleosporaceae. The record is from RefSeq and is a predicted model, not a curated record. The transcript has 3 exons. Gene Ontology annotation, biological process: electron transport chain. Bases 174 to 848 code for a protein of 224 amino acids.